UUCUAUGUUCCAUCUCUAAUAAAUAAAAUUCGUAUCGAGCUGUUCUUGUCUUCGUUUCUUUUUGAUCGCUGUUCGCUGUGUUCCGUUAUGCGAGUUUAACGGAUUUUGCUCGGUCGCAACCGAGGAAGUGUACGACUCGCGGGCGGAGCGCGGCAACAGAGGACCCCGAAACAGUUAACUUUCCGACAUCAGAAGUGGGAUCGCCUCAGCCCCAAGCCAUCACUGAUGAUCGCCUGUCCACAAUUUUAGAAAUGCAGCAUCGUAAUCUAUUGGAAAUUGUAAAUGCCGUGAGGGGCUCGCAGACUACACAAGUAGUUGUACUACCCAAGUUCAACCCUGAGUCCGCCGGUUCAAGUGCAGCCACUUGGUGCUCUACAGUGGACCUUAUUGUAGGAGAAAAUCCUCUGGAUGGCAGUGCUUUGCUCAUGGCCUUAACCAAAUCAUUGGAGGGCAGUGCUUCUAAUUGGCUGUCACAAAUUUGUUUCGCCGGAAUGACUUGGAGCCAAUUCCAAGAAAUGUUCCUUCAGCAGUAUGAAGGCAAUGAGACGCCAGCAGCAACAGUCUUUAAUGUAUUAAACGGGCGGCCAAACGACGGCGAAUGUCUUGCGCUGUAUGGUAGCCGAUUUAUAACAACACUUAUGGCAAAAUGGAAGUCUAUGACCGCAGAAGAAAUUGCAGUGUCUGUUGCCCUGGCACAUGCUGCAAAUAUAGAUGGUAGGCUGCAACGCACUGUGUUCACAACUACUGUCAAAACACGCAACGAGUUGCAGAACGAGCUAAGAGCGUUUUCGUAUGGCAAGAGGAAGGACCAUCCCGUUCCAGAAAAUUCUACCAGCAAAAGAGCUCGCCUACACCCAAAUGUUGAGUGCCACUUUUGUGGAAAAAUUGGCCACAAGAUAGCUGACUGCCGCUCCAUGAAAAACAACUUAAAGAAUCAACAAGGAUCUAGUUCGAGUAUUGGGCGCUUAUCUGACUCUAAACCUGGGUCAAUUACUUGCUAUAGAUGUGGAAACCAGGGGCAUAUAGCGUCAGCUUGCCCUGCAAGACAAUCGUUGUCAAACCAAACUAAAGCCGACGAGAAGCGUGUCAACGUGUGUCACGUAGUCGAGCCAAUUGGGACAUUGAUAUCAUCUGAUUAAGCUUGUUUAAUUUCAAAACUUAUAUUACACACGAGGACGUGUGCUGGUCAGGAAGGCCGUGUCGCAUCAUUAUUAAUCUUAUUUUUAUUUUCUAUGUUCCAUCUCUAAUAAAUAAAAUUCGUAUCGAGCUGUUCUUGUCUUCGUUUCUUUUUGAUCGCUGUUCGCUGUGUUCCGUUAUGCGAGUUUAACGGAUUUUGCUCGGUCGCAACCGAGGAAGUGUACGACUCGCGGGCGGAGCGCGGCAACAGAGGACCCCGAAACAGUUAACUUUCCGACAUAU
Drosophila simulans is the source of this 1419-nucleotide messenger RNA. RefSeq lists its product as uncharacterized. Gene Ontology annotation, molecular function: nucleic acid binding; zinc ion binding. The record is from RefSeq and is a predicted model, not a curated record. The transcript has 2 exons. The coding region runs from base 252 to 1139 and encodes 295 amino acids. NCBI's taxonomy places the organism in Eukaryota, Metazoa, Arthropoda, Insecta, Diptera, Drosophilidae.